AUGAAAAAACAGCAUUUUGAUUUUUAAGAGUAUAUUACCCGCAUAGAAAGUUUACUAGAUAUUGAUCAUAAAUGCUAAUUACUCGAUGUGGCAUUUUUAUGUUACUAAGCAGGAGCUUCUAACAAUGAUUCAAAAAUUAUUAGAAAAUCAUAUUCCCUUAUUUGUUCCAAUAAUCAGGAAUACAAAAAUAAUAAGAAAACAUUAGAAGGAUUAUAAUUAGAUUAUGAUAAAUAUAUUAAUGGAACCAAAAAUAUAGAUGCCCUAAUUGAUGAUUUGUUUAUAGAAUUUAAUUCUGGGCUUUAGGAAAUCAAGAAUUCAUAGAUUGACAUAUAAAAUGGAACUUCAAAUGACUAUGCAACACUAAUAACCAAAAAUAAAAAAUUAGAUUAUGAGAGCUACACUAUAUAGCAAAAGAAGGGAGAUGAAAAAAAAAAUAAUAAAUAAAAAAUCAUAAUAACUGAAAUAGAAAAUCUUAACUAAUUUCAAUAAAAUGAGAGGCAGAAUAAUGCUGAAUAGCAAGAUUAUAUUUUGAAUCAUAAUCUGAUUGAUACUCAUACUUUAAAUAAUUUAAAUUUAGUUAAAGUUCCUCCUAUUCUUAAAAUGGAAGAAAUCUGCAAAUUGUCAAUAGAAUAAUCGAAACAAAUUUAGCAACAGUAAUAUAAUGAGUUUAGAAAAUAAGAAUAGUCCAAAUCAAUUUUUUUUCAAUCGAAAAGUUAGAGAAGCUAAAUUAUGUAAAAAGCAAAAUGUACUAUUUGUUUAGAAAAUAUAUAAUCAAACUAAUAUAUUCUUACUGCUUGCUAGCAUAUAUAUCAUAAAUAGUGUUUAAAUAAUUUAAUCGAAGCGUAAGUUGAUUUACCAAUAAGAUGUCCUAAUGUAGAAUGUAGAUUAGAAAUAUUAAGAGAUGAUUUAGAAUAAAUAACAACAAAGUAAACUAUGGAUAAAUUGGACAAAUUUGCUUUCAAUUAAUAUUUGAUUUCACAUCCAAACAUUUUUCAAUGUCCAACUUAAAACUGUUAAGGAAUUUAUGAAAUAGAAGGACCAAUACAGGUAUGCAUGAUAUGCCAAUAAAUAUUUUGUACAAGAUGCAAGAGGCAAUUUCAUGAUGGAGUUUGUGGAGAAUAAAGUUUUGUUGGCUUAGCUCGGGAAUAAAGUUAUAAGUAAUGCUCAAUGUGUAACAGAUGGAUAGAGAAAAUGUAUGGGUGCAAUCAUAUAUCUUGUCCUUGUGGACAUGAAUUUUGUUAUGCAUGUGGUAAAUAAUGGAUAAAGGGAAUGGAAUGUAGAUGCAUAGAGACUCAAUAAAAUGAAUUACUUUAAACUCAAUAAGAAAUAUAUAGGCAACCGGUAUAAUACUAAUAUCCUGUGUAAUAAUAAUAGUUUGAGUAAUAAUAAUAGUUUGAGUAAGAAUAAUAGAUUGUGUAAGAAUAAUAGCAGUUCUAAUAAUAGUAACGGAGAUAAAAUCGUUAAACUAAUCAAUAAAAUUACACUAGAUAAACAUAGCAAAUUAGAAAUUUAUACGAUACACUAUCAUAUUAUUUUAAAAUUGAUCAAAAUUAUAUUUAAAACACAUAAAGUUAUGAAUUUCUCAAAAAUUAUGGUUUAACAUUUUUAGGACGACUUAAGAGAAGAUGA
Molecule: messenger RNA, 1629 nt
Organism: Paramecium tetraurelia
Lineage: Eukaryota; Ciliophora; Oligohymenophorea; Peniculida; Parameciidae
Exons: 2
Biological process (GO): protein polyubiquitination; ubiquitin-dependent protein catabolic process; positive regulation of proteasomal ubiquitin-dependent protein catabolic process
Cellular component (GO): ubiquitin ligase complex; cytoplasm
Molecular function (GO): zinc ion binding; ubiquitin protein ligase activity; ubiquitin conjugating enzyme binding
Source: RefSeq, a predicted model, not a curated record